AUGACAUAUUCUACCCAUAUUUUUGGAAGAGAGAGAAUUCUCAGUGUUCUAAUUGUGAUCUGCCUGUGUAAAUUGUAUUCCACUCAUGAUUCAAAAGAUUAUAACAAACCAGUAUAUUACUCCAAAAAAUAUUAUACCGAAAAACCAAAAUUCCCCAAGAUUGACAUUAAGCUGUACAAAGAUCUCGUUAGCGCUAAAAACAAAGUAAUCGAUGUAGUGGCUCUGGUGGAAUUGGAAUACCGUUCAGCCACAGAUUUGGAAUGCGCGCUAAAAAUCUCUUUCGGUUCCUUAUAUCAGCUUAUCCAAAACAACCCUCUAGGUCAUGAUGGGGCUAGAGUAGGAAUCGUGACAUAUAACAAAAAUGCCAACGUUCAUUUAUCACUGGAAACAGCAACAUCUCCGUCGGGCGCAUUCGCUACUCCUAACGCUAUUUUCAAUGAUAGAACAAAUUAUUUGAAUGUUGACAAGGCCCUGUCACUCGCAUAUUCAAUGUUAAAAAAUUUAAGUAGGCCAGACUCCAUUAGACAAAUAUGGGUUUAUAUAUCAGAGACAUCUGUGGGAUAUCCGAAGGCAACUGCCAAAUCAAUUAAAUAUGAUGGUAUCGAAAUAGAAGUCUUUGCUGUAGGUCCGAGAGUGAGUUACGAUCAAAUAAAUGCUAUUGCAUCUUCUCCCAAGCAUAUUAUAUUUUCUCCAGAUUAUUGCUCCUCCAAAGAUUCUCUUGUUGAUUUGGUCAAUGAGAGACUUUUUGUUUGCAUUUAA
Messenger RNA from Gordionus sp. m RMFG-2023, 759 nucleotides. RefSeq lists its product as uncharacterized. The transcript has 6 exons. The record is from RefSeq and is a predicted model, not a curated record. NCBI's taxonomy places the organism in Eukaryota, Metazoa, Nematomorpha, Gordioida, Chordodea, Parachordodidae. The coding region runs from base 1 to 759 and encodes 252 amino acids.